Molecule: messenger RNA, 986 nt
Organism: Guyanagaster necrorhizus
Lineage: Eukaryota; Fungi; Basidiomycota; Agaricomycetes; Agaricales; Physalacriaceae
Product: Isochorismatase hydrolase
Exons: 2
Coding region: 37-750 (237 amino acids)
Source: RefSeq, a predicted model, not a curated record
CUUGAACCGUACCGUAUUUGUCUAUCAUCAUUUACGAUGAACAGUCAUCCCAAAAAUUUCAAGCCUGGAUUGCUUAUUAUCGACAUGCAGAAUGAUUUCUGCCCUCCAGAUGGCUCUCUCGCUGUUGCAGAAGGGCGCUCCAUCGUACCGUUAAUUAACAAUCUCCUCACCUUACCGGCCUUUGUGUCGCGGGUCGCGACAAAAGAUUUUCACCCAUCCAAUCACAUUUCUUUUGCCUCCAAUCAUGCCGCACCCAAUAACGUACCCUUCACUUCAUUUGUCACAAUCACAAAUCCUCACAACCCAAGCGAAUCAUACGAGACUCGAUUGUGGCCGGAUCAUUGUGUGCAGGGUACUCAGGGUGCUGAGCUCGUUGACGGCUUGGACCCAUCCAAAAAAAUAAACACAGUGAUUCACAAAGGCACAGAUAAGCGUGUGGAGAUGUACUCCGCCUUUUAUGACCCGUUUACGUCUCCAAGAAUCAGCGACAGUGGUAUAUCUACUCUGCUGAAGGACUCCGGAGUGAACUGGGUAUAUGUCGUAGGCCUGGCACUUGAUUAUUGCGUCCGUGCUAGUGCUUUGGAUGCUCGAAAGGAGGGUUUCGACGUCGUUCUCAUCAGAGAGGGCACAAAGGCCGUCGACGGAUCUGAGGAGAACGUGCUCAAAGUGGAAGAAGAACUUCGUCAAGCAGGUAUCAGGGUUGUCGAUAUGGCAUCCCCUGAAGUCCAGUGGUUAUCUGCCAAUGUUUGAUUGGUAUAUGCUUUCAGUCGAUAAGAUGCUUGCAGAAUUACAGGAUUUUUCAAUACAACAAAAGAUAUGACCGUACCCGCUACAUCCUUCUAGUUGCAAGGGCAAUUAUAUCCUCAUUCAUCAACAUCACCAUAGUCCGAAUCAUCAUCAUCAUCAUCAUAACUAUUGCCCGUUGGAUUCGCUGACGAAGCCGUUGAAACGGACGUUUGUUGUACAACGUCAUUCGGGUCAUAGUC